AUGACAUUUCUCUUUGUAUAUACAUUUUUGUUAGCAUAUUUAUCCUUUUCAGCAAAGGAACCGCCGCAUCGCAUCGACCCGUCGCUCCUUCGCCGCCCCAGUGCCUCCAUCCGCCCCACGCUGCGCCCCCGUCGCGUCGCACACCCCCAUCGCGUUGCGCCGCCGCCGUUCAAGCAGGGCCGCCGCCGCCGCCUGGACAGCAGGGCCGACGCCGCCGCCUUCCCGUCGCCUGGACGGCAGGGCCGCCGCCGCCGCCUUCCCGUCGCCUCGACGGCAGGGCCGACGCCUUCCCGCCCGCUGGACGGCGGGGACGCCGCCGCCUGGGGCGCUGCCUGCCUGAGGGCGUCCGCACCGAUGCCCGUCGGUCGCCCCUCGGUUCGUUGGUUUGCCCCUGUAUUCUUUCUAUUUUCAGAUACCUGCUGCUUCAUGUUCGUUUCAGCAAAUACACAAUUUCAGCAAGCUGCUACCCAAUCUGAUGGAAACAUAGUUUACUUUGCAUUACCACAACUUUUUUCACCGUUAAAUUUAGGUGAUUACCUAAACUUUGCCUUACCUCGACUUCUCUCACCGUUAUACGGAUUUCACUCUUCAAGCAGAUGCGAACAUACUUAUUCCGGUGAUUCUCCGUCGCUGUCAGAGAAUCAUGAUCGUUCCCAGUUUACGGACCUUACAAACAAUUCCACAUCAGGGAAAGAUAAUCACGCGUAUGAGACUGUGCAUGCUAUAAAACCGCAGGGCAGCAAGGGAUGGUAUGCCCGAAUGUCUGAUGAAAAGAAGGCUGAAUACCUUCUGAAAUGGCAUCAGGCACGGGCUGAGAAAAAGGCUGCUAAUGCCAACUGUCAGCAAGUAUCUCAACAACAUUCUUCUUCAUGUUUGUCUCUGCAACGUACGUGUUUCACCGAUAUAACCAACACAGGUACAACUGCAAGCUCCGGGAAUUCUGAUCGUCAACCUGCGGUUACUAAUGUUGCAUGCAAAAAACAAGGUUGGUACACCGGUCUGUCCGAAGAGAAGAAAGCUCAACACCUGCAGAAGCUCCGGUUGGCCCGACUAGAAAAGAAAGUUGCAGCAAAAAGUGUCACUGCUAAUGUACCUCAGUCGCAUACCCCACCUCUUUCCACAGGUGUGCAUCAUCAAGUUCGUGAUGACUUGUAUUUCCGUGAUGCUAUCAAGAAUGAAGUUGUUCUUAGGAAGGAUGCCCGCAAAUGAGACGACGUGGAUAACUCACUUGUCCCCAAGAUAACCGCGGCUGAAGUAGACUUUCGCUCUGGUCAAUCUUCCCCCGUGAAGCAAAUUUUCAAGUAUAUAAGGGGUGAGCGUAGACCUUCAUUAUGAAUUUCAAGUAAAUAAAGGUCUCAAAUAAAUAAGAAGUGUGAAACUAAAGAAUUUCAAGCCCUUGGAUUCCUAGCCUUUUAUUAUGGAUCAAUUGGACUAGGCAUAAAGGUCUUAAAUAAAUAAGAAGUGUGAAACUAAAGAAUUUCAA
Molecule: messenger RNA, 1483 nt
Organism: Triticum dicoccoides
Lineage: Eukaryota; Viridiplantae; Streptophyta; Magnoliopsida; Poales; Poaceae
Exons: 4
Coding region: 1-1209 (402 amino acids)
Source: RefSeq, a predicted model, not a curated record